GCUCAAAAGAAACACUCCCCCUAUCUUAAAAUUCUAAAGUAGGUGGGCGGAACUCUCUCAAAUCGCUUUUUAAACAACAAGAAAACGAAAACAAAUACCUAACAAAACAAACACGUUUUCAUACAAAUUCAUAUUCGACUUCAGAAGAAAGCAGAAAAGGAAAACUAAAAAAAUCAGAGAUGGGGAGUUGUUUCUCUACCUCUCGCAAAUCUCCAUCUUCAUCUUCACCCACAAAAUUCUCGAAUGUACGCGUUGUUCAUCUCAACGGUUGGGUAGAAGACUUCGAUUUUCCAGUAUCAGUCAGCCAGCUCACUGGCAGUCCUCCAAAGCAUUUCGUCUUCACGGCAGCUCAGCUACUCUCCAGUGCUUUAAAGCCUUUGAAACCUGAUACUCUAUUGGAACGCGGCCGUCUUUAUUUUCUUGUACCAUCAUCAACGUUCCAGACCGAUGUUUCUCCCGCGGAUUUGGUCUCUGUCGUAAAGCGGCUGACAGCGAAGGCAAAGUCUUGUAAAGCUGAAGUUAAUGAUAAGUCGCCUGGAAGUGGAAAUACUAGCCCUUCUUCAUGGAGCCAAUACAGCUCAAGAGUAAGCCCAGUUGUGGAAACAUAUGGCUUCAAAUACUGCUCCAGGAAGGAGCCAUGGAGGCCAAUUUUGGACACAAUCAGAGAAAUGUCGUUUGAUCGGAGAAGUGAAUCUGAUUUGCGAGAGAGAUCAUUUACUCAGAUCAGUGAAUCCGAUCUACUGGAAAGGCAUUACGGAGAUCAGGAUAAACAUCAAAUUUAAGGUAGGAAUUUUAUUAAUUUUUCUUUUUGUGUGUGUGUGUGAGACGUAUAGUUGUAAAUAUUCAAGUUGUUACAUAAAACUUGAAAUUCAAUUUCUUAAGCUUGAAUAACAUUUUGUUACGUACAAAAA
This is a messenger RNA of Mangifera indica (mango), 911 nucleotides long. RefSeq lists its product as uncharacterized. NCBI's taxonomy places the organism in Eukaryota, Viridiplantae, Streptophyta, Magnoliopsida, Sapindales, Anacardiaceae. The transcript has a single exon. Bases 180 to 782 code for a protein of 200 amino acids. The record is from RefSeq and is a predicted model, not a curated record.